Messenger RNA from Geodia barretti, 1125 nucleotides. Lineage: Eukaryota; Metazoa; Porifera; Demospongiae; Tetractinellida; Geodiidae. The record is from the annotation of a GenBank genome assembly.
AUGAAAAUCACCGAUAUCAAAGUCAACCAGCUCCGCAGCUUUAUGAGCGAGGGCAACGACGCCUUCGUGGGCGCGGGCGGGCGCCUCAUAGUGCGCGUCUAUACUGACGAAGGCAUUACCGGCAUCGCCGAAGGCUCACGUGGACUAGACGUAUUUCGGGCAUACCUCGACAGCAUGAUUAAGCCCCUGCUUGUCGGAGAAAACCCCUUGCAGCCCCGCCAGAUCUGGGAGAAGCUCUCUCUCGGCACAGGUCAGCAGGCUACUCGCAUCCCGCCUCAAAUUGCGGGCGCGAUCGACAUCUGCUGCUGGGACAUCAUGGGCAAGGCAGCAGGGCUGCCGGUCUAUGCCAUGCUCGGCGGGGCGCACCGCACCGAGAUCCCCCUCUACUGGAGCCGCGGCAACGGCUGGCGCAAGUCUCCCGGCGAAAUGCUCGAAGAGGUGCAGGAAGGCUACGAGAAGGGCUUCCGCGCCUUCAAGAUUCGAAUGGACUGGCGCGACUACCGGCAGGACAGCAACCCUAGAAACGACUUUGAGAUAUUCAGGGCCGUCCGCGAGUGGCUGCCUGACGAUGUGCCGGUCGGCUUCGAUGCCAACAACGGCUACUCCGUUCCAACGGCGAUUCAACAGGGCAGGAAGUUGGAAGAACUCGGCGUAGCCCACUUCGAGGAGCCGCUGCCCCAGUACGACCUGCGCGGCUUGCGCCAAGUAGUGGAGGCACUAGACUGCGCCAUAUCGACUGGCGAGCAGGAAACAUCCGCUUGGCGUUUCCGCGACCUGAUCGACCUGUCCAACCCGGACAUCCUUCAGCCUGACAUCCUAAACGUCGGCGGCCUAUCUGAAAUCGUAAGGGUCUAUGAGAUGGCAGUCUCCGACAACAAGGUCAUCAUGCCGCACAGCCCCAACGUCGGCGUCAACUCCGUGGCAAGCCUUCACGCGUACAGCACCGUAACUAACGCAGUGCGCCCCCACGAGUUCUCCGAAGAGUUCACGGGCCCCGCCGAGCGCGUAGCCUCGCUGUUCGUUGACCCGAUCAUCCCGGAGAAUGGCGUAAUCAAAUUGCCAGACCGGCCCGGAUUCGGCUUAGAAUUCGACGAAGCCGAACUUGAAAGGGCAAUAAUCGCGUAA